Molecule: messenger RNA, 1524 nt
Organism: Ramularia collo-cygni
Lineage: Eukaryota; Fungi; Ascomycota; Dothideomycetes; Mycosphaerellales; Mycosphaerellaceae
Exons: 2
Coding region: 1-1524 (507 amino acids)
Source: RefSeq, a predicted model, not a curated record
AUGUCACUCCAAGACCUAUCCAACGAACUACUAACUCGCAUUUUCGACUCCUGCGACACAAAAUCCAUCCAAAACUUCCGCCUCGCCUCCAACCAAAGACUCUGCAAAGUGGCCAACAGACAUCUCAUCCGAGAAUUGAGCAUCUACUACAAUUACGAAAGUCUCCAACUUCUCGAAACUCUUGCUGCCACAACCUCAACCCACCAGGAGGAGGAAUUCGCCAAAGGUAUCCGAGCGAUUUGGUUGCAGGCGAAUCGCUUCCACAGACUUUUAUCGUAUCAAGAAUGGAAUAUUAAGCGUCGAGAAAUGGAACGAGAGGAAGGAGACGCUGCUCUUUCUGACAUGUCGAUGACUACUGAUUCGCCCGCAAAGAUGCUAGAGGGCGGCGGGGAAAGUUCAAGGAUUAUUGGAGAGUCGGAGGUUGAAAGCAGUAGCAGCCAGGCUGAUCGGAUUGAUCAGGAGCAGUUGGACCGAGAGUAUGCUUAUUAUUCGGAAUUGUAUACGCAACAGUGCGCCCUGGACUCCAGUGAUACUUUACGCCAAAAGUCCGCGGCGUUGUUCAAAGUCUGCCCCAAAUUGAAGAGUGUAUGGGUUACGUCCGGUGACGCUGUCCGCAGGAAUACAACUGAAAGGAGCGCUGCCUUUCGUAGAGGAGUGGUACUUCCCCAUGGUAGCAAUGGACCAGACCACAGCAAAAGCAUCCACUGUUCCUCACAACUUCUACUCGGAGCCUUAGAUGCCGGAACCCACCUCGAGACCAUCGUCCUAGGAGAUGUAAAUUACCACUUCCUCGUCCAAGAUACAACCCUAAGGUCGAAUUUCGGAAAAAUGCUUCAGCAUGCAAAGCACUUUCAAUGGAACAUUGGUCAAAGCAUCUUUGACGAAACCCAACAAAUCGAUAACUUUGACGACGACGAGCUAGUUGAAAUGCACGCAAUCUUCAACCGCGGACACCUCUCAAAUUUCCUGGCCAAAGCCACUAAUCUCCAGACUUUGGUUAUCAAAUUUCCCUACAUUCCCUAUUACAUGCUCGACCACAUCGACUUGGGCAAAGCCAUGGGUGGUAGUGGUGGUGGACUUCACUUUCCCCUCCUCCGCUCCCUCACCCUCGGAUCAAUUUCCACAACACCAGAAGCUCUCGAGACGUUCCUCCUACGCCACAAGGCGACCCUCACCCGACUCCGUCUUUGUGACCUACGAAUUGAAGAGGAAGAACAAACAGGUUGGCAGACCUGCUUCUCAAAUCUAGGCGGCAAAUUUCCCUAUCUAGAACACAUGGCUUUACGGGGAGAAUUCCGCCAUGGGGAUACCGUCACUCAUACUUUCAGUCUAGGAACGGGGGAGCUGGCCGUCUAUCCUUUCUCGACGCGUAUGGAGAAGUUCAUGAUUACUGGUGGGGAAGCAGUGCCUGAGCCGUCUGAAGUCCUUGAUGAGGAAUAUAUUCUAUUGAGUCGUGAACGGUUUCUGGAUUUCGCGCCGGAGAUUCAGCCGGAGGGUCGAGACUUGAGUUGGAUUUUAUCUUGA